CUGGUAUCCAGUUCUUUGCUUUGCCCCCGUCCAUAGCGCUGCCGUAUGUGAAGGGGAAGAAGAAAUAUUUCGGCGCGCAAAUCUCCGCCUCCAUUCGCGCGCUGCAAUUCUCGUGCUCGAUUCGCGGCGAUGAUGAUUCCGUGGGGCGGAGUGGGGUGCUGCCUCAGCGCCGCGGCGCUGUAUCUCCUUGGGAGGAGCAGCGGAAGAGAUGCGGAGGUGCUGCGGUCGGUCGCGAGGGCUGGCAGCAUGAAGGAUUUAGCUGCUAUCUUGGACACUGCAAGUAAAGUCCUACCACUUGUAGUGGCCGUUUCUGGAAGAGUUGGUUCAGACACGCCACUUAUAUGCCAACAAAGUGGCAUGAGAGGUGUAAUCGUUGAGGAAACGGCAGAGCAACACUUCCUGAAGCACAACGAUGCUGGAUCCUGGAUUCAAGAUUCUGCAGUGAUGCUUUCUGUUAGCAAAGAGGUUCCAUGGUAUCUGGAUGAUGGAACUGGACGUGUCUAUGUGGUCGGUGCUCGUGCUGCAGCUGGUUUAAUUUUAACUGUUGCCAGUGAGGUUUUUGAGGAGUCAGGGCGGACACUUGUACGUGGAACUCUAGAUUAUUUACAAGGAUUGAAGAUGCUUGGAGUAAAGCGAACUGAAAGGGUUCUUCCAACUGGAACCUCGUUGACGGUUGUUGGUGAGGCCAUUAAAGAUGAUGUUGGAACUAUUCGAAUUCAGAGACCGCACAAAGGACCAUUUUAUGUAUCACCAAAAAGCAUUGAUCAACUUAUCUUGAAUCUUGGAAAAUGGGCCAAGUUAUACCGGCUUGCUUCCAUGGGCUUUGCAACAUUUAGUGUUUUUCUCCUUGCAAAGCGUGCAAUUCAGCAUUUUCUGGAAAGGAAGCGCCGGCACGAACUGCAGAAAAGGGUUCUUAAUGCAGCAGCACAAAGGCAAGCUAGAGAAGCUGAAGGGGGCAAAGGUACAUCAAACACAGAGCCUAACAGUAAAAAAGAUCAAUUGGUGCUGGAUAUAUGUGUUAUAUGCCUUGAGCAAGAGUACAAUGCUGUUUUUGUGCCGUGCGGCCACAUGUGUUGUUGUAUGGCCUGCUCUUCACAUUUAACAAACUGCCCACUUUGCCGGAGAAGAAUAGACCAAGCUGUCAGAACUUUCCGCCAUUGACAGUAAUAUAUGAAUGUAUGAUGCAAAAACUGGCAUGGUAUCACCACGGUGAGCUGCUUCUUUUGAAACCAGUUGGUCAACCAAAGGACAUGAACUGCAAUACUGGGCUGAAGCUUCUUCAAGGAGUUUGCUGGCAGAACAGCGAGUGAUGCAAGCUCAUAGCCAAUGGGUGCCCUUGCCUGUAAUGUACUACAAUUGUGUACAGAACGUUCUUGUGUAAAUGCACAUAGGCUAGCAGCGAGUUUAUUGAUAAUAUGGAUGCUGGUAACAUUUAUCGCUGCCCAAUGGGCAUUUGUGCAGAGGAAUAACAAAGUUGUUCGCUUUGUUGACAUUAAUCAAAUUUUCUGGUGAAUGAGAAUGGAACGCUAUCUGUGGUUCUUUUGUGCCCA
Messenger RNA from Setaria italica (foxtail millet), 1550 nucleotides. Its product is annotated as E3 ubiquitin-protein ligase SP1. The transcript has 11 exons. NCBI's taxonomy places the organism in Eukaryota, Viridiplantae, Streptophyta, Magnoliopsida, Poales, Poaceae. The coding region runs from base 130 to 1161 and encodes 343 amino acids. The record is from RefSeq and is a predicted model, not a curated record. Gene Ontology annotation, biological process: organelle organization; protein ubiquitination. Gene Ontology annotation, molecular function: ubiquitin-protein transferase activity.